CCGGAAAUGGAAACCAUAACAAUAUGUCACCACUUUUUGGUGGUCACAUAAAAAUCACAACUAGGACUCUCAAGUGCCCCCUUUCUGGGAAUAUGUAUAAUCUUUUAAAUGUGUUAUUUCAGAGAUUCAGAAGCCACUUGUCUCAUUUUUGGUUUGUGCAUAAUGCUGGACACUCUACAGUGGAACACUCUACAGUGGAAUCAGGACAAUCUCUUUACAAGUGGAGGCAGAAGAUAAAUACAAGAAGGACUUUUGAAAUCAGUUAUUGCAAAUUCUUGUGUACUUCUAGUACAAUUGUAUGAUUCAAUGAAGAGUCUAUAUCACAUGCAGAUACUGACAAUGGCGAAUACUUCUUUAUCUAUUAUCCUAGACAAUAAUACAUGAUUUACAUGUAUCAGUAGAUAACUCAAGUCCAUUUACUUUAGAGAAUAAUCAUGUAUUUUCGACGUUUCGCGCGCCGGUGUGAAAGAAAUUAUGGUUCCCUGGGGAUUAUGGUCCCCUUUCUAAACAGCCCUUACUGGCCCUGAUUGUGUAUAAGAUAAUAAGGGAAAGGGUUGUAUUUAGGUCACCAUAUAAAUCAAUGGAGAGUAGGACCAUAAUUUGAGAGGACCUCCUACCCUUUUACACCUGUUAUCCUACCAGCUUUUUAAAGGAUGAGUCUGGGAAUGAGUCUGGGUAUCGACUUAGAAAAUAUUGAAAAUUGUAAUGUCUGAUAAACCAACUCAAUCACAC
Owenia fusiformis is the source of this 732-nucleotide messenger RNA. The record is from the annotation of a GenBank genome assembly. Lineage: Eukaryota; Metazoa; Annelida; Polychaeta; Sabellida; Oweniidae.